GGGAGGGGCGGAAGUGAGCGGGCGGCGGCGGCGGAAGUGGCUGCGCGCGGUGGGGGCUCAAGAUGAAUUCCAGAGGCACUGCUUCUCUGUUGAAGGAUAGUAUCUCAUUUACAGACGUUGCAGCCUCAGGGCUAUUUGAAGGUCAUGAUCUUCUGCGCAGAGGCUUUACAAGUGUAAAAAAUGAAUUGUUGCCCAGCCACCCACUGGAGCUGACAGAAAAGAAUUUCCAGUUAAAUCAAGAUAAAACCAACUUUGCCAGACUGAGAAAUGUUCAAGGAAUCCAUGCACCUUUAAAGCUGCAGAUGGAAUUCAGAGCAGUGAAACAGGUCCAGCGUCUCCCAUUUCUUCACAGCUCAAACAUGGCAAUGGAUAUUUUGAGGGGAAAUGAUGAAUGCAUUGGUUUUGAGGAUAUCCUUAAUGAUCCUUCCCAGAGUGAGGUUAUGGGAGAACCACACAUGAUGAUGGAGCACAAGCUCGGUUUAUUGUAACAAAAUACACUUCACAAAAAUGUUUUGUGUGUGUCUUUCUAGUGCAGAUUGAAGUACAUGGUACUAAAUUGACACUCACAGUGUUAAGCAGGCCUAGUUAUCACUUGCCUUCCUUAAUGAAAAGGCACAUUAAAUGUUUAAAGUCUAUAAAUUGUUCUGUGCUUGUUAUCAAUCAUACAAAUGUCCUGUAACUAGGUAGUUUAAAUAAUGCCUUUUCAUGAACUGCUCAGGACUAUAGCUUCUUAAAUAUGGAAAUUCUAAGUAUGUAUGCAAGAAAUUCAAAAAUACCCACGCAUUUUAAAACUGACUACUGUGGUAAAUGCAUUUAAUGGAGGAAGAGGAAGGUAUUUUCCGUUGCGUAACUCUUUGUUCAUGAAAAUUUCCAUACACUUUUUAAACUAUUGAAAAAAAGUUUGCUAUAAAUGCUGUUGCGUUCCAAAAUAUAUUUAAUCCUAAAUCAAGAAUCUCUUAUCCAUGACACAGUGUUGUCCCUUUUUAUUGCAUAUCUUUAAAGGUCUUCAACUUUGGCAUUGCCAGUGGUGUCCUGCUACAUACAUUGUACCCCUCUGUUGACAGCUGUUUAUGAGUGAGCCCUUAAGCUUUUGUGUAGCAUUGGAAAUACUGCUGUAAGAAUGGGCUUAAUGUGUCUCUGAGAGGGUAUUUUGGUUUCUGAAAGUGGAAGCAAGUUCCACUUGGGGUUUAAAGAGAUGUUUUAAAAUCUGUUUGUGAACAUAAUCCAAAAGAGCGCUCCCAGGUCUAGGUAUUUUAGUAUUCAGAAAGAAUGCAGAAUUAUGAAAGUACCUAAUAAAGCUGCUGCAGUAAGAACAUGAAGAUACGGUGGUACACAUACAGAAAUAAUUAUUUGUGGGUUUACAAAAAUCAGAUCUUAAUUAAGGAAGAAUGAGAGAUUUAUACUUAAAUACGCAUUUUAAAGGAGCAGACCACUGGAAGGGGUUUUGUGUGCUUGAGUGUUUUUAUUUUUUAAAUUCAGGGUUGUAACAACUAUUUCUGGUGUCAUACAUUUGUAUAUGUUAUAUCAAUCCUACAAGGCAGCUAAUACAAUGUGGUUUAUUAGGAAAAAAAGUCUGUGGUUCAAAAAAUGUUAUCUGUUGUCAGAUAUGAAGAACUUGAAACAGUAUUUCUAAAACAGGAACUAUCUUUAUUCAGCGGGUUUUAAUGACUUGGUUAAAUGUAAUUAGUGUUCUGUUGUAGAUAAUUUUAGGAGGAAUGUUGCUAUAAACCUCUUACCACAGCUGCAAACAUCUCUUCUGCUUUUCAGUGGGCUUAUAGCUACUACAAAUCCCCUAUCCAUGUGGGCCAAAGCCUCUAGUUUCUGUCCUGUUAAUUUUAUAGUGCUUUUAUGUGCAAAAUGUUGCAGCAUUUUGGAAACAUUAAGAUGAUAGUACGACUUACUUCAGUGGUGGUUUUAUUUGGUUUUAUAUAUAAACUUGUUUCAUUUAAUAAGUCAA
This is a messenger RNA of Corvus hawaiiensis (hawaiian crow), 1957 nucleotides long. It is a transcript of the gene POMP, whose product is annotated as proteasome maturation protein. The transcript is spliced from 6 exons. NCBI's taxonomy places the organism in Eukaryota, Metazoa, Chordata, Aves, Passeriformes, Corvidae. The coding region runs from base 63 to 488 and encodes 141 amino acids. Gene Ontology annotation, biological process: proteasome assembly. The record is from RefSeq and is a predicted model, not a curated record. Gene Ontology annotation, cellular component: cytoplasm; nucleus.